GAGGUUAGUAGUUAAAGAGAGAGGUUGUGCCGCCGCGUCGCUCGUGCCCUGAAGCUUUAUAACACAUUCCUUCAGCACACUUGGAUUAAAUUUUUUGGUGUUCGCGGAUUUUAUCAAGUGCGUGCGUGUGUUCGUUCGUGUGUGUGUUAUUAUCGCUGCUUUCUCAGUAAACGAUGAACGCAGACGCAGCAUCAGUGAACGGAGGAGCACGGUCGUGAGAUGAGCGUGGUAGUGUCAUCGGCUGGCGUGGGGGUGGGGGGAGGAGGGAGGAUGGCAGGCACCGGAGGAGGCACGCCCUGCAAGACUAACAUAACCACACAUACACCGCAGCAGGAGGGGGAGGAGGAGGAGGAAAGUGGAGGCGGAGGAGGAGGAGGAGGCUGUGGUGAUGACAUAGAUGGGUGGCGACAAGCCGUGCGAGCGAAGGUCACAACAUUGAAGUGUCACGUGAUGGCCUCCUGCGGGUUGACCUCUGAUGGGCAUAUCGUGGCGCCCUACUCCCCCAGGCUGCUUCUCGAUUCCCCCAACUCCCGGCUGCUACUCGACGCCGCCAGCCUCGACCUUGACGCCUAUGUGGAAGCCUUGCACAGAGCUGACGGACUGCUGGCGAAGAACGGGCCUAGUGGCGGUAGCGGUGACGGUGGUACUAACGGUGAUGGUAACAAUGCUGGCGGUGGUGGUGGUGAUGAUGUGUCUUUAGGGGAUGUGCAGCUUCGUUUACAGCAAGAGGGACUCACCAACGGCCACACCUCACCCUCGGCCACCUCACCCGCUAAGUCCACACCCAACGGCUCCGCCACACCCAAGUCUCCACCCCCGUCACCCGCCCCAUCACCCACACCAACGUUCGCUAAGGUGGUGGAGGUCAACGGGCAUACGCUGAACGGCCACCACCCUCACCACCACUCCUCCAGGGAUGCGGUGAACGGCUCCCCAUCACCCCCACCGCCAGGAGAGGAGGGUGGUGUUGACGGGGAGGGGGUGAGGCUGGAGCUGGCGAAGGUGAAGAGGCAGCUAAAGGAUAAGGAGGCGGAGGUCUUGAGGCUGGGGAGGAUCAGGGACGAGGUGGAGAAUGAACUGCAGGAACUCACCGCUAAUUUGUUCCAGGAGGCGCACAGCAUGGUGAACAGCGCCAACCAACGGGCAGCCAACGCCGAGAGGUCGCUGCGAGAGGCGGAGAUGCAGGUGGAGGUGCUGCAGGCGGAGGUGACGGCCCUCAAGGCGCUGGUCAUCACCUCCACCCCCGCGGCGCCCAAUCCGCACCUACACCCGCAGCUCAUCUCCAAGAGCGUCGCGGAGACCGGCAAGAAAAUAUUCCAGCGAGGUCACCGCAAGUCCCCCUCUGACUUUGACCUCAAGUAUGGGCGGGACACCACGCCGCCCAGCUCGCCCCUCAAGGAGAGCCGGAUAAACGACGCUGCGGCCCUUGCACAGUUCCCCCUUGACCCGGAGUGUUGGGAGGUUGACCCGGUGGUACACAAGGAGUUUAUCGUGUGGAAGCAAAACCCGACCCUGGAGCGCUCCAACCCCUUCAUGCAGCGGAUAUACGAGGAGGACAUUGAUCUCUGCCUCGCCUUCCCGAACUCCACGCUGGCCCACCGCGUCCAGCGAGCCAUCGAGGACAACUCCGUCUUCAUCGAGGAGGUCAAUCCCAGGCAGAAGAGCAGCUGUCCCCGAGUUGACCCUGAUGAAACCAGGAAGUGUGUACUGCUGGAUGUCCCGCGGUUCUGCAAGUAUCGCUUCCGCCUCAGUGAAUCAGACGAUACCUGGUACUACAUCUCCCAGCUGGCCAGGAACAGGAUUAUUGCCAUUUGUGACUUCCUCAACUACCUAAGAUACAUCAAGCUGGGUCUAGUCAAAAGUUCAGUUCACGACGUGUACUGGGAGAUUGUGAAGCUGCGCCGCCAAAUGGCUCUGGCUCGCCUGGGGUUCUGAGGGAGGCCACAAGUCUGCUGCCGAGAGUCACUGUGGGUUUCGUGAUGACUGAAGUGAUGUGGCAAGGUAUGAAUCGCUGAACUCCUCAAAGGACAGAUGUAAGUUGGAGGAGGUGCAGUGAAGAUUCUGUGUGGAAUGAGAUGAUAUUCAGAUACUACAAGAGAACAAACGAGUGGUGGCAUAUAUUUAUACAGAAAAUUAUCUGAGCUAACUUUACGCAUUUAUGUGGAGAUUAAGAUGAAGUAACUACUGCUGAUGGAUGCAGAAAUCAUGUUGGGAAGCUUGUAAGAUGAGGACAAGAGUGAUGAUCUUAAAUUCUGAAAAAAUAAAGAAGUUAGUCACUGAUCAACCUUUGUGAUAACCAAGACAAUGAGAGUACCGAAGAGUGCACAUGACAAAGAAUAGUUUAAAGACUGGUUCACCUCACUCUAGUACCUAUCGUGCUUCAUGUCAGUGGAAUAGCGUGUGUAAGGUGCUUUGGCCUCUCUUGCCAUACUCAGAGAUUUCUAUAUACAAUAUUCUUGUAACAUUUUGUCAGGUAGACAAGGAAGCAACCCAGAAAAUGUGUCCUGAAAUUGGUAUAACCGUGUUGUCAGCUGACUGUCCUUCACAGUUAACCUGUUUUGUUAAAAUGUAUUUUACUAUUAUCAGCCCAUAAAGUUUUUAGCUGUACAUAACUGCAGUGAGCCAACAUAAGCAUGGCUAUGAGGUUAUGUUCAGAAAACUGUCUCUCAUACCUCUGGGGCCACAAGGUCAAGGUCACAAGCUCAAGGUGAGAGUCAGACGCUGAACGUUGACUCUGUAACUCGGCAAGAAUCUCCAUUGAGAUUACAAUUGAAAACGUUCCCUAUGAAAGAGCUUUAUGCUUUUUUAUUAUAAUUUUAAGGUCUUCUCAUCCUUUUUUGGAUGAUUUUUAUUAUGACUGGUGCAGUUUUGAGGAUUGCAUUGCCAUGCAUUUCAUGACUGUCUACAUUUAAUGAUCAAUGUCCUCUUAUUUGACCUCAGUGGAUUGAAGGUCAGAGUUUUAGUCACUGAGAGAGUGAGUGAAGCAGGUCAUAGCAUGCUGUCUAUCAUCUGAAAGUCUGAUCUGUUUCCUCACACUUAUGGCAUGCUUGUGAACAGCAUGAGCCACACAAGAAGAGCCACACCUUGAAACUGUCCACCCACACCACCACACACUGGGAAUGACCAGCAGCACCCCAUUCCCAUCAAGACAGUCUUUAUUCACUAUGGAGCCAUAUAUAUAUAUAUAUAUAUAUAUAUAUAUAUAUAUAUAUAUAUAUAUAUAUAUAUAUAUAUAUAUAUAUAUAUAUAUAUAUAUAUAUAUAUAUAUCAGGUAGUUUAUCAUUGCCCCAAAUAGUGUAUAUUUUACAGUUAUUGAUCCAUAAGGUCAUUUUUUCUGGUGUGAAGCAGAGCAGGAUGUUUGGGUGGUGUGGGUUUCACUUACAAUUGUCAGACACUCCAGCCCACUGGGAAAGGUGAAGGAUUAGCAAAUUUUAAAAUGAUCAUAAUAACAUUCACUCCAACCUUAAGUAAGUUAUUUAUCCCGGCUCUUCAAUAUACAUUUUCCUGUAACAGAACAUUGCUUUACAAGACUUUGCCAGCUGUACCUUGUAAUCAAUAGAGUAUUGCAUGACUCUUGCUGUGACUACUUGACAUCAAUGCUGGCAAUGAGCAGGUACCUUUUCAACUCAGGAAGCACUCGAUGUCUUUUGAUGCACCUGUUUGUCGGGUCCCUUGAGGUCAGGUGACAGGAGGAGAUGCUCAUAGAGUCGCACCAGCAUCCUGCAAAUGGUACAUGUGCUGCAGAUAAGGGAAGAACAGUGCAAGUUGAAAGUUUCAACUAAUGUCUGUAUAUUCUAGUUGUCAGAGAUCAUUUAUAAAUCCAGUCCAUGAUGACUCACUGUUUAAAUUGAUAUUGUACAGGGCAACUUUAUUUAUUUGUUAGGUGUUUUACCUUAAAUACAAGCUGUAGUAUUACUCAUUUGCUUAUGAGAUGAAGGGGGACUUAUGAGGCGGAUAAUAUAUUUCUAAAACUAGGAAGAAGAGGAUAAAUAUACGUAUGUAGCAAAAAAGGCAGGAUAUAGUUUGAUUUUAGUUUCUUGAGGAAAAUAUAAUGUUUUGUUUCUUGCACUUACUUGGAGGCAUUCCUUGGGGGAAGAAUAAAGGGAAAGAGUUUGCCCUAGUUUGGUACCAUUACUGCAGCCAGACAGACAAAAUAUAGAUCUGAGUGUGAGUAGAGGAGGAGGAGGAGGAGGUGAUUCUUAUGUGAUGAAGUGCAGUUUGAUUUCAAGAAAUUGCAUUCUGGGUGUUACUCCUGUGAUAAAUAGUUUCCCCUUUACUGUGUUAAGGUGACAAUGUACCACACCUCCAAAACUGAUACUGUACUGAAGAUCUUGAGAGUGUGAGUGACUGUACAUAAAUCCGUAUUUGACCCACGACAACAGCAGCACGUAGCAAGGGAAGUUUGGAUGAUGCAAAGAAGUGUGUUGUAUAAUCUUUUUUGGAGCAUCAUUGUGACAACAGGCUUGUUUUGUAUCUUCUCCUCUUCCCUUGAGCUGCCUUUUACUCUAAAGAACAUUCAAAUGCUUUUUAUAUGAACAACGAAAAUGCAUUUUUAAGAUGAAAUUCAGAUUAUGGAAUUAGUUUGUAUCAAGAUAAAGCAUAUAUGAACCAAAAAUGUGUUUGGAAUUGAUGCAAAUUGAAUGCCAUUUGAAAAUCCAAGACAUUAUUAAAAAGAGGUACAAAUAUUAGUGAAUUGUGAUAAAAAACGAAGCAACUCAACAUCAAAGAGAUGGUUUACUUAGAUUACUGUUGUUGUUGUUGUUGUUCUACAUCUCAUUGUUGUCCAGGAGGGCCUUGGUCAGGGCCUCGGCGGGACAAGCAGUGGAGCGCUGUGACUGUACAGUUUAUCAGUGACCGUGUGUGUACGUAUAUGUGUUAAGGUGUAAACAUUAUAUAGAAGGUGUAUAUUGAUAUAUCAAUAUUUGUAUAGUAGUUUUUUAUAUCUGUGUAGACUCUGGAAGGAAUUAUAUACAUCAUUGAUUUAAUUAUUUAAAGAAAAAGAAAAGAGAAGCAGCACAGUCUCACUGAUCAGAAAGUUUAUGCUAAUAGUCGGUCAUUGUCAAUACAUGAACUUGGUAGUCAGUACUUAUUCAAGACUGACUCUGAUCUCUUAAUUAGUCAAUGAAUACUAACGCCACAUUGCGGUACUGUUUUCCUCCUAGUGAAGUUACCUGUUUUCUUGUGGAUGUCUGUUAUAUCAUUCUAGAAAACAUUAGCAUACCAUUAUGAUGAUGGGGAAUAUAUAUUUUUUUAUCAGAAGAGGAGUGUGGCAGCUUGGGAUUCACACACGGAAGAAAGGCAAAACUAACCUUUCAGUGCUGCUCCUCCAAGGCUAAAGUGUAUCAUAUGUAUCAAAACUAUACUGUGCCAAAGGCUUCUAUCAUCAUCUUAUUAUGUUAUUUUUUGAUAGAAGAAUGUACCAGUCCCCAAACAGACAGAUAACACACCAUUCAUUCAGUUGCCUUCCACUAGUGUUGCAUUUGAAUGAUAAUAGAACGAGGAGGACAUGAGACCCUGUUGGUGGGAAGUCAGCAUCCAAGUGGUCAUCCAGUGUAGAUUUAAUGAAUGGUGUUGAGGAUUUUUUGGUUCUGUGAGAGUAAAACCUUUUUUCCUUAUUGUAUGUUUUUUCCCUUGAGCUACAUCUAAUACUGUAAUAAAAAAAUGAAAAUAAACACAAAAUACAAAGAAAAAACCACAGGCACAAGUAACAUUAUGACAAGAGGUGAAGGAAGACAGUUCUGUAAGACUAACAACAGACAGAAAAUCCAGAAAAUCAGCCGCUUUGUACCCUUGACUAAAUGCUUCCUCUCCCUCAGUGUGUGUCAAGUAGCUAACACCUAUAUGCUCCUACUCGUCAAAAACUCGCAUUCUAAGCCAGUGUAAUGUAUGGUAAGGCAGCCAGUACCGUUUACAUUACUCUUACGUUGUUUCCUUGUGACACCUCAGGAACCAAACACGACUUGCGAUCAGAGAGACUGUGCUGCUGUUUUCCAUUUGUCUUGUUCUCUGUCAUGACCAAAAGAAAGGUAUAUAUUCAGGUCUUUGGCCAGCGAGGAGGCAUGGCUGUGGGCGACCUGUAUUCUGUCUGGACCUAAAUUCUUUCGGGACCUGUUCUGCCUGGACCCAAAUCUUUUGGGACCUGUUCUGCCUGGAUCUGAAUCUUUUGGGACCUGUUCUGCCUGGACCUAAAUCUUUCGGGACCUGUGCUGUCUGGAUCUGAAUCUUUUGGGACCUGUUCUGCCUGGACCUAAAUCUUUCGGGACCUGUGCUGUCUGGAUCUGAAUCUUUCGGGACCUGUUCUGCCUGGACCUAAAUCUUUCGGGACCUGUUCUGCCUGGACCUAAAUCUUUUGGGACCUGUGCUGUCUGGACCUAAAUCUUUUGGGACCUGUUCUGCCUGGACCUAAAUCUUUUGGGAUCUGUUCUGCCUGGACCUAAAUCUUUUGGGACCUGCUCUGCCUGGACCUAAAUCUUUUGGGACCUGUUCUGCCUGGACCUAAAUCUUUCGGGACCUGUGCUGUCUGGAUCUGAAUCUUUUGGGACCUGCUCUGCCUGGACCUAAAUCUUUCGGGACCUGUUCUGUCUGGACCUAAGCUUGUCUGGGCUAGUCUUCUAUCCAGACCCGUGACCUGUGUCGUGAGGGUGUGAAUAAGAGAUGGACUCGACUCUGUUUUAUAUCAUUGUCCCGCUGCGUCAGUGCGGAUAUGCUGAGAUGUUUACCAUAACUGUAUGUGUCUAUAUAUUUACUAAAGCUCUCUCUAAAUAAAUAUGAA
Eriocheir sinensis (Chinese mitten crab) is the source of this 6772-nucleotide messenger RNA. Its product is annotated as guanine nucleotide exchange factor for Rab-3A-like. NCBI's taxonomy places the organism in Eukaryota, Metazoa, Arthropoda, Malacostraca, Decapoda, Varunidae. Bases 220 to 1935 code for a protein of 571 amino acids. Gene Ontology annotation, molecular function: guanyl-nucleotide exchange factor activity. The record is from RefSeq and is a predicted model, not a curated record. Gene Ontology annotation, cellular component: Golgi to plasma membrane transport vesicle. Gene Ontology annotation, biological process: exocytosis. The transcript is spliced from 9 exons.